AGCAAAACGACCCACUUGACAGCGAAGUUGUCAGUAACUUUGGCUAGCCUGUUUUUUACCCAAAUAAUAGCCGGACCUCAACUAAGUCAGGCGUAAAAAGAGUUCCCCACUCCUUUCAUAUCACUUUGUUGGUGACAGCAAUAACGUCAGUGUAACGUUGGACAACACUGGCAAUGUUUGCUAAUUAUACCAGACAUAAAAGUUGAGCGUGCACGGUGCAUUUCAGGUAUCAAGCCUUUCCCGGGGAUGGGGGACAUGAAGACCCCAGAUUUUGACGAUUUGCUGGCAGCUUUUGAUAUUCCUGACAUUGAUGCCAAAGAAGCCAUUCAGUCAAGCCCAGAGGAAGAGGAAAGGGAUCGGGUAGAUGAUGAAGUUGAUGCAAGACAGGGUGGGCCCUCCUCUUGCUUCCCCUGCUCCCCUGCCUCUCAGGGCGACCCCCCAGCUGUCAGUGUCAUUGUGAAGAACAGAGUGCGGCCUGAGUCCUAUGGAGAGGUGACGCAGUCUGUCAGGGAUGAUCCCAAAAUCUCUUCGGAUAAUGCACAUAAUCCCCCAAGCAGUGGCACAGGCACUAAGGAUCAGGACAAGUUAGACGAGGCUCUGCUGACAGCACAGCUCGGCCCCAAACUACCUGGUGACGCCUCCUUGGAGCCCCAGAUACCCAAUGGCUACGAGGGAUCGGCCACUGGGACUCAGGGACAGUUCAACGGAGAGCCAUGGACCCGCAGUUCUCCGCUGAGCCCCACGGCGAAUGCUAGUGAAAGCACGGGCAAUGAGGGAGAUGAGGUUGGAUCAGUCAGGCCUGUGGCUGACAUCAUGAACAGGUUAAAGCCCCUCCUCUAUUCACACUCUUCAACCAACACUGGUUCAUCUGCACCUUUUAGCCCCACAUCGUCACCUUCUCCUCCUUCUCUCUCCAUCAGCCAACCGCUUCAUUCUCAUUCCUCCAUUCAGAAGGAGGAGCCUUGUCACCUUGAUAGCCUGCCAUCCUCUCCCCCUCCACCCCAAAAUGGAAGUAUGAAAGCUGGGACGAGCCACAUUGUGGAAUCAGAUGAAGAAGACUCAGAGCCAGACUUGGGAAGCCCACUAGUGAUCCAGGAAAGCCCGGAAACUCUAAUGUCCUCCCCAUCCAAAUUUACUCAGGGACCUCAGCUACCCUCUAAGCUGCUUGGCUCUCCUCAAACCUCUCCUGGCCCACUCCCCUCCGCUCCCCAUCGCUCCUCCUCUCCAACAUUCUUAACGUCUAAAUCUCACUGUGAAGAGGAGGUGCCCACCAUACAGAGUUCUCUCUCCGCAGCUCCUCAGCCUCAGGGCACCCAAGACUGCCUGGCCUCCAGUCUUACAGGCUCCACAUUAGUCCAAGAGGAGAAAUAUCCAGAGCAUGUGAUUGAUGAGAGAGACUCUCCUGAGAGCCCACCGCCUGAUCAGACAGGUUUUGUAGUCCCGAAGAGAAGUCCCAGCCCUGUUUCAGCCCCCAAACAAGUUCCAGCUGCUGCCACCAACCAAGAGGACCCCCAUGACCAAGAGGUACCCAUGGAGAGUGAGCCAGGCCAAGAAUGCAGGCAAGAUGACGUCAGUGAGAUGGUGGAAGGUGAAAAGAUGAAGGAUGGAGGUGGAGGAGAAGCUGACAAGGUGAGCCCUGAUGCUGGCUCAUUAUCUGUUGAUGCUGUAUCUACAAAUGCUGCAAAGACAGUUUCAUCUCCAUCGCUUCCUCUCAAAGUUAAAAUCAAAACUGUCAAAACACCAACAGGCAGCAUCACAAGGACUGUGACUGGAGUAGCACCUAAACGUGUGGGCCGACCCCCCUCUAAAGGUGCAGGUAGUUCAAAAUCUUCAGCAGGAGGUCAUAACUUUGCAAGGGCUAAGAGGGAGGAAUCUCAACGUUCUCAGAAAUGGACACCAAAGCCAGAUAGGUCUCUGCCUGCAGCGGCAAUGCUCCAGGAUCCAAGCGCUGUAGUGGUAGUAGGUCCAAAUACGAUCAAGGACAAAACAGCUGCAGAAGCUAAACACAAGGUGUCACCCACAGCAGUCAGCAUUACCAAAACUGCGGCCCUACCCUCUGUCUUGUCCCCUGCCAGAAUCAACGCUGGGGGGAUCAGCAUGCACAGCUUGGGCCAGAAAACUCUUCCCAGUGGUAUGACGUUGCCCUCACCUACACCCCUGCUUGCCGCUCAGGUUGGCAGUCGACCAGCCUCCAUAGUUAACAGCACAGGGGCCACUAUAUCCAAAAGUCAGUCCAACCUGGUGGAGGCCUUCAACAAGAUCCUCAACAGCAAAAACCUGCUGCCCAGUUAUAAGCCAGACCUGAGCUCUCCACUUCCUGCAGAAUGGGGCCUUCCUCUACCGGCACAGGGUUACCGCUGUUUGGAGUGUGGUGAUGCCUUUGCCCUGGAGCAGAGUCUGGCACGACACUAUGAUCGGCGCUCGCUGAGGAUUGAGGUGACGUGCAACCACUGUGCCAAGCGGCUGGCCUUCUUCAACAAGUGCAGCUUGCUUCUGCAUGCCAGGGAGCAUAAGGAGAAAGGCUUGGUCAUGCAGUGUUCUCACUUAGUCAUGAAACCUUUAACUGUGGAGCAGAUGAUCGGACAGCCGGAACCAACCCCCACAGGCCUACUCUCUUCCUCUCUCCUGUCCUCCUCUCCAGCACUGUCAUCAUCUUCUCUGAACCCAGCUACUGCUAACUCCGGCAAGAAAAUAGAGGAAGUGCAGUACACCAAUAACAAAUGCCCAGAGUGUCAGGCUCAGUUCUGCAGCAAAGAAGAUGUGGCAGUUCACUUCCAGGAAAUCAAACCAGCAAACAGUACUUUGUGCACAGAGUGUUCUCCUCCCAUGCUGCUUUCUAACAGCUGCAGUGCAGCAGCUCACCAGCGCAUCCACCAAGCCUGCCUUCCACAUGUCUGUCCAGAGUGCGGGGGCACGGCCAAGCAGCCAGCCUUCCAAACCCACCUGGAUGAGACCUGUUUGCACUUUGCCCGCCGCAUUGGAUACAGGUGCUCCAGUUGCCAGGUUGUAUUCGGGGGGCUGAACUCAGUGAAAUCUCACAUCCAGCUGGCUCACUGUGAUGUGUUCCAUAAAUGCCCCAGCUGUCCCAUGGCGUUCAAAUCUGCCUCCAGCAUACAGAGCCACAUCACUGCCCAGCAUCCCACUCUGACUGGAGCACAGACCAAGUUAAUCUAUAAAUGUGUGAUGUGUGACACAGUUUUUACUCAGAAGUCCUUGCUGCAUGUCCACUUUGACACUCACUUAGCCAACCAGAAGAUAAAUGUGUUUAAGUGUCCUGAGUGCACCAAGCUCUACUCUCUGCGGAGCUCCCUAAUGGACCAUUUCAAGUCACAUAAGGCUCCUGCGCUCAAACAGGAGUCACCCGCCUCCCCAGUUGCCUCCUCUAGAUCACAGGCCUUAGUGAGGACCGAGAACUCAGAUGAAGAAGAAUGGAGGGAGGAGGAAGAGCAGAGGGUGAAUGGGAAGCGGACAAAGACCCCGUCAGUGUGGAGCUGCACGCCGUGCCAUGCACGCUACACAGAGCGGGAGGAGUUCAUUAACCAUAUGGCUGGACAGCAUGGCAAGAUUCUGAAGAAGUUCCCUUGUAACAAAUGUGAGAGCUCCUUCACUACGACCUCCAGUUUGAAACGUCACAUCAGAGACAAACACAAAGGAGUGAAUCGGGGUUUCAGCUGCCAGUUCUGUACUGAGGGUCAGAAAACAUUCAGUAGCAAAGUGAUGUUGGAGAGGCAUCUUCAGCUGAGACACAGCAUGGAUACUGUGAACAGGGACUCACUAAUGGGAGUUGGUGGCGGGCUGGACGAGGCAGACAGUUCCUCAGAGCAGGAUGGCAGUUCUGGGCUUCGCCUGAGACGGAAAGGAUCCGUGAAGAUGGAGCAAGAAGAAGAGUCCACAGAAGGCCUGAGCCCAGUUAAGAGGUGUCGUCUCUCCUCCUCUGCACCCUCUUCCUCAUCUCUCCCUGUAUCUGGCUUCCGCUGUGCCCCCUGUGGCUUCACCACUGAGGACCAGACAGCCUUCCUGGAGCACAUUGUGCAGCACCGCACCGGGGGGGCAGGAGGCACCAGCCUGCAGUGUUUGCAGUGUGGUGCCUGCUUCACCUCCACCACCUCCCUGUCCCGCCAUCGUUUCAUCACCCAUAAAGUAAGAGACAUACUUUCUGACAACCACCAUGGCGACCACCCAGCACCCUCUCUCGGUAACAGCAGGAACCAUGACAAUAUGAGUCCACGGGUGGGUUCUCCACCAGCGUCACCCUCCUCUGAGCCCUCUGUAUCACAGGGGAGCGAAGGGGAGGGUGCGUUGGCUUGUAAGGUGUGUGGUAAGCACUUUGAGAAGACAACAGAUCUCAACACUCACUUUAGAACUCAUGGUAUGGCAUUUAUCAGUGCACGCAAUGCAGGAAAAACUACUUAAGGUGUGAGUAAAAUAGAGGAGAAGUAAAGGAGAGGUUGGUAGAUCAUAACAGUAUUUGCAAAGUGCCUUAUUUAUUGUCAAGUUCUCAGCAAAGUGUAGGUUAGUGCUUGUGCACUAAGUUAACCAAAAAAAUGGCUACUGCAGAGUUUAUAUAUGGACUGAUUGUAAAACAAUCAAAUCAGAUUUUCACUGUAAAAGAAAAGCCUUAGCCUUCCACUUGUUCUGACUCUCAGGAUCUUAUAGUGUGUUUCUGUAUCCAGUUAUGAUACUAAUGAGAUGAGCGAGCUACUUUACUGUCAGUGGACUGUAAGUUUGACUAGUUCACCACUGACCACGUUCAUAUAUUUAAUGUGCCUGGAGAGAACUGUGAAUGUGAUUACCAAAUGCUACUGUGAUAUGCUUGUGGGCUGUUUUGCUGAAUGUUCAUAGACAGCAAUGGAAUGUGACCAUUUUAAUUUUAAUAUUUCCUCCUGCUGAGGAGGUUCUUGAAAUGGUAAUGGCAAUCCAGGUCUUUUUCAGGUCCUUUUUUCAAGUCCUUUUUGCAUAAUUAUCUUUGAUACUUUUUUUCGUUUGUUUGUUUGUUUUUCAAGUAGAAUGUAUGUACACAAGAUUGACAGAUAUGUUCUUCCUCUAUGAGCACGAGGUGGAAUUAAAACAACAAUAGGUGUGUAUUUCUGUUUGGUUUAGGGAAAUGUAUUUUUUCAAAAAUGUAUUUUAUGAAAUUACUGUAGAAAAAAAAUUAUGUGUAUGUGACUUAUUCCUUACGCCUACAAUACAUAACACAAUGCUUAUGUUCAUAUUUUCGAGAAGUAUUUCCUCGGGCACUGCUGAAAGUCUAAAUCAUUUUACAGGACAAGAGCAUGCAGACUUUGUACCAGCUGAAUGUGAUCAGAAGCUCCAGCAGGCAAAGUGAACCAGUGUAUCAGUGCAGUUCAGAUUGUGUCUUUGACUCUGUCAAACUAAUGUAGUGGACGCUCAGAUUAACUACCAACCCAGCCUCCAUGGAAUCAUCCCAGAAGCCAUUGAAACUCAGUUGAAACUGUCAAGCCGUGGCUUUUCUGAGUGAGUGUGUGGUAGUUAUUUGUGAUGUGUGUGUGCUUGUUUUAUUUUCUCAGGAGAUUGUCCUAUGCUUUAACACAUUUUCCCUCAGAUUUAACUUCCAUUUUAUGUUUUUUGCAUUGAUAAUAUAGUUUCUAACCAAAUGUUCCUAAAAAGAUUAAUAAACUGGCACAUUUUCAGUCA
Myripristis murdjan (pinecone soldierfish) is the source of this 5655-nucleotide messenger RNA. It is a transcript of the gene znf687a, whose product is annotated as zinc finger protein 687a. The transcript has 11 exons. NCBI's taxonomy places the organism in Eukaryota, Metazoa, Chordata, Actinopteri, Holocentriformes, Holocentridae. The record is from RefSeq and is a predicted model, not a curated record. The coding region runs from base 247 to 4413 and encodes 1388 amino acids.